This is a messenger RNA of Parnassius mnemosyne (clouded apollo), 810 nucleotides long. Lineage: Eukaryota; Metazoa; Arthropoda; Insecta; Lepidoptera; Papilionidae. The record is from the annotation of a GenBank genome assembly.
AUGCUGCUGUCCCAUGAAGCAGCUACCUGGUGGCAAGGUAUAAAGCCCCAGGUCACAGACUGGCAUGACGCCGUCCAUAACAUUCGAUGUGCAUUUAGAGAUCGGCGUCCACCACACAAGAUUUAUCGAGACUUAUUCUCUCAGACACAACAAGAGAAUGAAAAGACUGAUUUAUUUGUAUCAAAGGCUCGAGCGCUUCUAAUGAAAUUACCUCAGGGUGAUCUCACCGAAAAAGUUCAAUUAGAUAUGAUGUAUGGAUUGUUAAAUACAACCAUUAAAAAGCGCAUCCGACGAGAAGAAAUUUGCUCCUUCCUGGAACCACUAGAACGUGCCCGCCAAAUAGAAGAUUCUAUGGACACACAGACUCGCUAUGUCACGGGUCCAGCCGUUUGCCGAACACGACCCGUACCGUUUUCUGGUCAUCAUGCGCAGAGCAAUAGCACCUCGGAGCACACAAAGCAGCGCAACACACGAACUACUCGUGUCACAAACGCAAACAUGUCUUCGGUCUUCCCAGUGGAACCCAAACCAUCUAUGAUCGAAAACCGAAAUGAAAAUAAGCAAUUCAAAGUCUCAAGAAAGUAUUGUGUUUAUUGUAAAAACUAUGGACAUAGACGUGAGGAAUGUCGUAAAUUGAACAAACAAGACUGUAAUAUGAACAUUGUUUCGUCUACGGCUAGUAUAAUGCGUUACAGUUGCAGAGAGAAAGGAGUGAUUCGUUCAGAAUAUUCGAAAUGUAACUCUGAAUUCAACUCUGUCGAGGUAAACUAUUUCUCCUGUCCUUCAGCUGUCAUCACAAUGUACAAGUAA